Tilletiaria anomala UBC 951 is the source of this 1575-nucleotide messenger RNA. RefSeq lists its product as uncharacterized. Lineage: Eukaryota; Fungi; Basidiomycota; Exobasidiomycetes; Georgefischeriales; Tilletiariaceae. The coding region runs from base 1 to 1575 and encodes 524 amino acids. The transcript has a single exon. The record is from RefSeq and is a predicted model, not a curated record.
AUGUCGGUCCUUGCUGCUGCACCGUGUACGAGCCCGGCAGCGGAGAUGCCAUCCAUGAUCGAUGCGGAACGGCAGCAGCAGCGUCGUACCGCGGUGCCCGUGCGCACCCACCCCAUCACGAUCGUCGCCGCGUCAGAAUAUACCAACAGCAGCAGCGCAGAGGCCAAUACGACUUUUGCAGUGCCUCGGAGCAUGCGCGUACCGCCGUCGCGGCCGCCGAUGCUGAAGCUGACCAAGCCGAGCGCGCCGUCGUGCAAGUCGCCGCGCGUGCCGGAACAGGACCUGAGCAGCCGCUGGCUGUACGUUCCGCUGCGCACCGAGGAGAUCGGCUGGGAGGAAGGCGGGAUCUACUGGCAGAAGCGCUACUGCUACCCCGUGGUCGGCGUCUACGGCGGCGCGGACGACCGCCUCAUCGGGCGCUACCGCGGCGGGCCCAAGGGCUACGCGUUCAUGGAGCUUUGGGAGGACGUACACGCUUUGCACGCCCAGUCUGCUCAACUAGCGGAGCUGGAGCAGCAAGAAAAGAAACAGCAGCAGCAGCCUCCCCAUGCGGAGCCCAUGGCACGCUCGCCUAGCCUCAAGAUCGUCGAGCCCGAGCCUAGCAAAGUCGAUCUUCCGCAAGGUCUGGUUCUGCUCGUCGAGGACGAAAACGACAAUGAAAACGAACCCGAGAGCGAGUACGAAGGAAGCUGCAGCGACAGCGACCGGGAGCAUGGUUGCCCAACCAGCUCACCGCAGUACAUUGCGAACGGAAAUAUGGAAUGGCAGUCCAGCAGCGAUAGCGCUGGGAGCAGCAGUAGCUGUAGUAGCAGCAGUAGCAGCAGCAGCAGUAGCAGCAGUCCACCGUACCACAAUCUGCCGUCGCAAUCGUGGUCGUCUCCACUGACUAGUUAUGGACAUUCAGAAAAUGAAGAUGCAGGCGAAAGUGAGGACAACUGCGGCGGCGGCUUGUCCAUGACGUCUUGUGCUUCCUUCUCUUCUGCGCCGUCGCUAUGCUCCUCAGUGUCUUCUCAAUCGAGCGUUACCACAUCGAUACACUUCGCCCCUUCGUCUUCUCCCACCCCUUACUCGCAAGGACCGGAGGUCGAUGCGUGCGAUCAGGGAAAGAGGCGGUGCGCAGCUGGCAUCAGCGUCGCCACGCUCAUGCUCGUGCUUCAGAACGAGCAGGGUGAGGAGCAGCAGCAGCGCGGACGGCGGCUCAAUCGCAAGCCACUCAUUCAUGGGUCCCAUUUGGAACGAUGCCGACAAGCACAUCUUCGCGGCUCGCCCUCUUCCGCCGACGACAUCGACAUCGACUAUCGAAAUGAAGGCAAAGUCCACAGCCCAGAAGCAGAAGCAGACGCAGACGCAGACGUAGAGAGCGAUUGCGACGUGGCCCGCGGCGUACACCACACGACGGGCUUCAGGUACAGUACCGCCGCCGCCACCACGUGGAGGAAGCAGAACGCGCCGCGUGGUGCUGGUCGUCAUCAAGCGUCAUACACGCCCGAAUGCGGCAGACGGGACGCGGAGAUGCAAGUACAGCCACAAAAUCAUCUGAUAUCCUUGCUACAGCGCCGUGUGCCGUCUAGCUAG